AUGGUGUACGUACGACAAGAAAAACUUCCAGGCCUUAAGCAGUACAAAUAUUCCGGUGUCGACCAUUCCCUCUUAUCGCGAUAUGUUCUCAAGCCAUUUUACACGAAUUUCGUGAUAAAAUGUUUCCCGAUGAGCAUGGCACCGAAUCUGAUUACUCUUACGGGUUUCAGCUUCGUCGUUAUCAAUAUCCUGACUUUGUUGUGGUAUAAUCCAACGCUUGAUGUGGAUUGCCCGCCUUGGGUGUAUGCCAGUUGGGCUGUGGGAUUAUUCUUGUAUCAAACCUUUGACGCGGUCGAUGGGACUCAGGCACGACGAACGCAUCAGAGCGGACCCCUUGGAGAGCUCUUCGAUCAUGGUGUUGACGCGGUCAAUACUUCCCUCGAAUGUUUGAUUUUUGCGGCUUCGCAGAACUUGGGAAUGGGCUGGAAGACAGUCAUGGUCUUAUUUGCUUCUCUCCUCACAUUCUACGUACAAACCUGGGACGAAUAUCAUACAAAGACUUUGACAUUGGGCUUGAUCUCUGGACCUGUAGAAGGAAUCGUCAUCCUCAUCACAGUCUACGCAUUCACUGCAAUUAAAGGUGGGGCGAGCUUCUGGACUCAAUCGAUGUUCAGGACUGUUGGCAUUCCACAUUACGCGUUUAUCCCUGAAUACAUUUAUGAAUUGCCAUUCAAUGAGUGGUACAUGGUUCAAGGUGGAAUUGUGCUGGUUCUCAACACUGUACAAAGCUCCAUAAAUGUGAUCAAAGCUCGCAGAGCUCGUGGGGACAGGUCUCGAGGCGCACUUUUGGGGCUCGUUCCCUUUUUCUUCACGUGGUCGCUCAUUCCAGCCUACCUUUAUCUUAACCCUGAAAUUCUUUACAAUCAUCUUGUUCCUUUCGUUUUCUUCGCCGGGCUUGUCAAUGCUUACUCAGUGGGCCAGAUGAUCACUGCCCAUUUGGUCAAACUGCCGUUCCCUUACACGAAUGUAUUGAACCUACCGCUUGCUUAUGGCGUCUUUGACUCUGGAGGACCAUUUUUGAAGGAGAAUUUUGGAUUUGGAUGGCCAAGUGCUCUUGGUGGUGGUGUAUACCAGGUCGCAUAUCUCUUCUGCAUGCUUGGUGUUGCGAUUGGAGUUUAUGGAAGCUUUGUGGUUGAUGUGAUUGUUACAAUUUGCGAUUACUUAGACAUCUGGUGUCUGACUAUUAAACAUCCAUGGAACGAGGAAGAAGAGGCAAAGAAAGCCAAUUAG
Botrytis byssoidea is the source of this 1230-nucleotide messenger RNA. RefSeq lists its product as uncharacterized. Gene Ontology annotation, molecular function: phosphotransferase activity, for other substituted phosphate groups. The record is from RefSeq and is a predicted model, not a curated record. The transcript is spliced from 5 exons. Gene Ontology annotation, biological process: phospholipid biosynthetic process. Bases 1 to 1230 code for a protein of 409 amino acids. Lineage: Eukaryota; Fungi; Ascomycota; Leotiomycetes; Helotiales; Sclerotiniaceae. Gene Ontology annotation, cellular component: membrane.